AUGUUGGCUGCCUCCCGUUUAUGUCGACCCCUGAGUAGAUCUAGAACCUUGAAUAAGGUGAUACAGUUAGAGAAACGAAAAACUUGGAAGGCUUUUAAUGUCAAAAGUAACUUUACCAAUGAGGCUUGUUCCUGGCUAGGAAAAGCACUUUUUAAAAAUUUCCACGAGGUCAAAGUCCCCACGGGUUGGAAGGACAAGGCUUGGUCGAAUCACUCUCAAAGCACCAGGAAAGCACUGGAGGCAUUCUGGCAUGGCAUUAGGAAGGACAGUGUGAUGGUCUGGAAGCAGAAUGGGUUUGCCGAAGCCAAGAUUACUGAAGAGCUUGAGUAUAUCAGUGUCACCACUACUCAAGAAUACCUAAGUGCUGUCCAAGCCGAGGAACAGCAGCUACUAGCUCAAAUCGAAUAG
This is a messenger RNA of Botrytis porri, 408 nucleotides long. RefSeq lists its product as uncharacterized. The coding region runs from base 1 to 408 and encodes 135 amino acids. Lineage: Eukaryota; Fungi; Ascomycota; Leotiomycetes; Helotiales; Sclerotiniaceae. The transcript has a single exon. The record is from RefSeq and is a predicted model, not a curated record.